GUUGGCUCUCUCCUCGCUCGCGCUCACUGACCGCAGCCCACUUUUUGGGCACAGAGAGGAGCUCGCGCGGCGUAUCCGCUCUCGCUGCGACCCGAUGCCGUGAAAGGAACGCUUUACGUUGCAUGUGUUACGUUUUACGCACGGCUUUGGCUUCAGCAGCACCACCAGAAGCAGAGUUUUUGGGAGGCUUUUCGGAUGGGCGCGUGCGGCGAAUAGCUGCGCCUCUUGAGUUCGCUGCUCCUUCCUUGCUUCAAGCAUAAUCCUGCUCGGCUUGGACGAGGCAUCAGGGCGCGUGGGAAAUGUGAAGGAGCUUAAAAAGUAUGGCAUGCAAACAUGGUCUCGGCCAAGAAGGAGACGGUGACAGCGAUGUACCCCGCUUCCAUUUCCACUCUCCUCUACUUGCUCUGCGUGACGGCUUGCAUCAAGAGAAUAUCAGGACAGCUCAAGAAGGAGGAUAAAUUGUAUCCGGAGAAUUUCACGCGCAUACUGGACAGACUACUGGACGGCUAUGACAACAGACUUCGACCUGGAUUCGGUGGUCGAGAGACUGAGGUGAAGACUGAUAUCUACGUCACCAGUUUUGGCCCAGUGUCUGAUGUGGAAAUGGAAUACACAAUGGACGUGUUUUUCCGACAGACGUGGGUUGACCAGAGGUUGAAAUAUGAGGGGCCAAUCGAGAUACUGCGGCUGAACAACCUGAUGGUGACUAAAGUAUGGACUCCAGAUACCUUCUUCAGGAAUGGCAAAAGAUCAGUGGCCCACAACAUGACCGCCCCAAACAAACUCUUCCGAAUCAUGAAAAAUGGUACCAUUCUCUACACCAUGAGGUUGACGAUAAGUGCAGAGUGUCCAAUGAAGCUAGUGGAUUUUCCAAUGGAUGGCCAUUCCUGUCCACUGAAGUUUGGCAGUUACGCUUACCCCAAGACUGAGAUGAUCUACACGUGGACCAAAGGACCUAAACACUCAGUGGAAGUCCCUCCUGAAUCCUCCAGCCUUGUGCAGUAUGAUCUAAUUGGACAAACUGUUUCCAGUGAAACCGUGAAAUCGAUCACAGGUGAAUACGUGGUGAUGACUGUCUACUUUCACUUGAAACGGAAAAUGGGCUACUUCAUGAUUCAGACAUACAUCCCCUGCAUCAUGACAGUAAUCCUUUCCCAAGUGUCCUUUUGGAUAAAUAAGGAAUCCGUGCCCGCCAGAACUGUCUUCGGUAUCACCACAGUUCUCACCAUGACCACUCUGAGCAUCAGUGCCCGCCACUCUCUGCCUAAGGUCUCCUAUGCCACGGCCAUGGACUGGUUCAUCGCUGUGUGCUUUGCCUUUGUCUUCUCCGCCCUGAUCGAGUUUGCAGCCGUGAACUAUUUCACCAAUGCCCAGGCAGAAAGAGCAAAGAAGAAACAAGCCAAAGCAGCUGCAGCCGCAGCAGCUGCAGCAGCCACCAAGAGCUCCACACCAUCCAGCAAGGGCAAAGACACUGAGGAGGUUCUGCAACAAAACUCUGACACUAAUGGCAACCUACGCAAACGCAUGAACUCCACGACUCAGUCUCAGCCUGACUCCAAAGGCAGCCAAAGAACCGAAUCCUCCAGUAAGAGCACUGUUGCUGUGAGCAAACAGCUGCAGACAAGUCAGUUAUCCUCCAGCUCAGGCGGAACAAGCAGCUCUGCUAGCCAAUCACGGCUCAACCCCAAAUCCUCCAGCCAAUCCAAUGCAGUGGCCCAAGCUUCGACCUCCAAGACCACGCCCCCUGCCCCACCAUCCACGCCAACAGUCCCUGGGCGGUCGUCGGGCAGCACAUCCACCGGUUCCGCCUCUCUUCACCAUCUUUUAGGGCCAAAGUUGGAGAAUAUCCAGAAAAUGGACACCAAGGCCCCACCCAGUCAACCAGCAGCUCCUGCGGCGGGAGGGACCAGCAAGAUUGACAAGUACGCACGCAUCCUUUUCCCAGUGUCCUUUGGGGCUUUUAAUAUGGUGUACUGGGUGGUGUACUUAUCCAAAGACACCAUGGAAACAAAAGGAGGCUAACCACGUCAGAUUAGCGUGUGUUUUUUUUAUAAUACUCCGUCAAAGCCAAACAGCAAAUACAGAGGAUCACAUCUCUCAAAGGAUUGUGACAAGCAUAUUUAAAGCAAUUCCUAGAAAUCUAAUCUUAUUUAAACAAAUGGACAAACAAACAGACAAGCACCUCAGAAGAUUAUAUGGGUGAAAUAAUUCUGAAACAUCAUUUCUGGGUCCUUUUCGAGGAUGAGCAUGUGGAUACAGAACAAAAACAGCCCUAGCAUUCUCUCUGAACCGGAUCUUCGAUUCAUCUGGAGCCUUUUUUCAAGUGGUCAUAAAUUGCAAGGCACAUUAAUUGUAGAACUCACCGCUGCAGGGAUAUUGCCAGUGAAAUUGAAAAAGAAAAAAUCAUUACCAUUUAGUCUAUUUUUCUAUAGAGACGUUUUCUGGUGAACCGCUCAGUGCACCACUAAAGAUAAUGUUUUCUGGCAGACUUCCUUUUAAAUCACUUUUUGAUUUUUAGUUUGAAUAUUGUUUAUUUAUGUCCGUGUAAGUAACCCAGCCUAUGGAGCGUCUGUUGAAUGAUGAGCUGAGAUCCUCUAGGCUGAGAGUUUGCUCUGUGUGGGCGGACCUUGUGAGCAGGCCUGGACCACCCUGCAGAUUGCUGACCAGCAGCAGCAGAUCUGUAUGCAUGUUUUUUAUUUCUCUCUGACACAAGGGGAAUUUACAAAAGAAGCUAUUCUAUCUUUAUUUGUUCUUUAAGUACGGUGAUUUUUUUGUCAUUAUGGAAAUUAUUUUUGUUUGUUUGCAUUUUGCAUAGGAACAUUCACCUCCAGAAACUAGUCA
Colossoma macropomum (tambaqui) is the source of this 2841-nucleotide messenger RNA. RefSeq names its product gamma-aminobutyric acid type A receptor subunit alpha4 (gene gabra4). NCBI's taxonomy places the organism in Eukaryota, Metazoa, Chordata, Actinopteri, Characiformes, Serrasalmidae. The coding region runs from base 334 to 2022 and encodes 562 amino acids. Gene Ontology annotation, cellular component: GABA-A receptor complex; dendrite membrane; postsynapse. Gene Ontology annotation, molecular function: GABA-gated chloride ion channel activity; inhibitory extracellular ligand-gated monoatomic ion channel activity; GABA-A receptor activity. Gene Ontology annotation, biological process: nervous system process; monoatomic ion transmembrane transport; regulation of postsynaptic membrane potential. The record is from RefSeq and is a predicted model, not a curated record. The transcript is spliced from 9 exons.